CUGAUUGUUUCCAACGCCCGGAGAAGGAGCGAGCGGAGCGGAGCUGAGCGGAGGAGUCACCCGUGAACGGAGAGCCGCAUCGAGGCGGGGAGGAGAGGGGAGCAGCCGGGGAGCAACGACCGAGGAGCCCCGCGGAAGGCAGCUCCCUCUUUGUGGAGACACUAAAUCGCACAGCCUUUGCUACGCUCGUCUCUCAUGCCCGCUGAGCAUGGAUGAAACACAGGACGGGGUUCAGAUUGGACUCAACAAGUUCAUCAGCAAGGCAACAGUCCUGUCACAUCUGAAAACGUACAACCUGUAUUAUGAGGGUCAGAAUCUGCAGCUGCGGCACAGAGAAGAAGAGGGGGAGCUGAUCGUCGAGGGUCUGCUGAAUAUCUUUUGGGGCCUGCGGCGGCCAAUCAGGCUUCAGAUGCAAGAUGACCACGAACGGAUCCGACCGCCUCCUUCCUCCACGUCUUGGCACUCCGGCUGCAAUCUGGACAGUCAGGGUUCCCCCAACAGCGCAGACGGCCAACAGACGACGCAGCAGAGCCCGCCCGCCGUGGAGGUGACGCCUCCUCCGAGCCAACCGGAGGACAAUGGUGUGGCCGAAGAAGAGACGGAAGACGACAGCGAGAGCACGGCUCAGCUUCUCAGGACGAAGAGCGACGCCGGGGUGCUGCGGCGGGGUCAGCGGCGGUCUCCCAGCGACCAGAGGAAGAUCAGACGCCAUCGGUUCUCCAUCAACGGACACUUCUACAAUCAUAAGACGGCGGUGUUCACCCCUGCCUAUGGUUCAGUCACAAACGUUCGCAUCAACAGCUGCAUGACCACGCCUCAGGUGCUGCGGGUGCUCCUCAACAAGUUCAAGAUCGAGAACAGCCCAGACGACUUCGCGGUCUACCUCGUCCACGCCAGCGGAGAGCGUGUGAAGCUGAAGAGGACGGACUACCCUCUGGUGCUCAGAGUGAUGCAGGGUCCGUGUGAGCAGGUCUGCAAAGUUUUCCUGAUGGAAGAAGAUCUGGGAGAAGAAGUUACAUAUGAUGUGGCGCAGUACAUUAAGUUUGAGAUGCCCGUCCUGCAGAGUUUCAUCACCAAGCUGAAGGAGGAGGAGGACAGAGAAGUGCAGAAACUUAAAAGAAGGUAUAACUACCUGCGGUGUAUAAUUGAGCGGCAGCUGGGCUGCCUCCCGGAGGGGGCGACCUGCAUGUGACCUGCUGCCGGCGAGGCUUCGCUCCGUCACGCCAAACAUUCCCGGAGCUCCCCGUCCUCCAGCGAGCAGCCGACACCAGCACGGUGUUGGAGUUUCAGAGACGGUCCUGCCUCUGCGUGGCAUCGUUUUCAGCACUUAGCAAAAACUUUUAACGUGCAGCACAGUGUGCAUGUUACUGAGGAGCCGUAUCAGCAAUACCCUCGACUGUCCGGCCAGACACCGCAACUCCCCAAGAGUCUCACUGGGAUACAGUCACUUCUUUUUCUCUCUCUCAAUCGACAUUCCUCCGGCCUGACAAGAUUUAACCUAAAAGAAAAAAUGCCAUUUCCUCAUUUUUUUUUCCCCCGGAUGUUGUUCAAAAAUCAGCGUCACGUUGUCCGGCUUUAAUGAAGUGCCUGUGAAAAAGGUUGUUAUUCAAGCACAAAACAAACUUUGAUCAAAUAGUCUGAAGUUUCAAAAGAAGUGCCACAAGCGAACCACAGCAGACCACACAGCCGUCCUGGAUGCAGGUCGUUUCUCUGCAGGAAAACAGACUGAAUGUUCAAGACGAGUCGGAGAGAUAAAGAUGUAGGCCGGGAUUGUGGAGAAAUCUUCCUUUUCCCCCUUGAAGUGUGUUUAUUGGAGAUGUGUAGCUUCAUCCGACUGUGAGCAGGACUGGAAGCGGAGAGAAAAAACACAUUUGGAUCUUUGGAAAUGUGAGAAAGGAGCAUUGAUAAAGUUUGAUUUUUAACACAAAAAAAAGAAAUAAAUGAGUUUUGCAGAAUCUUGGUCACAAAAUGUUUUGUGAGCUAAUAUUUGACACUUGGCUCCUGUAAAAUCCUUUCUCACUAAUUGUGAGAUUAAAUUAAACUGUGUUAAUCUGUGAGCUCCAGCUGUGUAGCCGACAGAUUUUAUUUUCAGGCUUUGUCAAAGAUCCACUCUGGAAUGGUGGUUAGCUUUCUCGCCUCACUCUGAGAUAGUUGACGGUUUAAAUCCAUUCUGCCUUUCAAACCUCGAAGAAUCGAAUUACAUUUUAAAGCAAACGGACAAGUUUGUGUCUUAUGUAAGACUUAAAAAAAAUGACGUGAAGUUCAAAGGAUAACUGAUGACGGAGGGGCAGUCCUCUCCUCAGAGGUGAGCUGGAGUUUAAAAGUGGACUCCAGAAGGAGGUGUGAAGUUAUAGAGGAUUAAAAAAAAAAGCUGAUUAAUGAUGCCGACAUGAAGUAAAAUCAAUAAGAGGACAUUCUCCACUCUGUUUCCCAACGUGUUUACUGGAAAAGUCAUGUUGAACAUUUCCCUCGGUUACUGUUUGACUGUUUUUUUUGCUGAAAAAAGACAAAAAGAUGACAUCUGAAUGUUGGACAUGAGGCUGGGUGUAAAAAAGAAAAUCUUCAUGAAUGAUGUCCUUUCUUUUCUUUUCUGUUUGGAUAAAGCAAAAAUGACAAAAGAAGCACAACACAGACGUGAAGUCCCACAAGACUGUGAAUUAUUUUCUUAUUUGGAAUGUCUUGAACGUGUGAACGAGCGUUUGAAAGCAGCCGGGUUUCCCCCUGUCUGUACAUCCGUGUGUGUACGUAUACGAUCGGGUUCACCUGACCGUCAAUAACAACCUGUCCACUUUUGUAUUUUGUCUUUCUUGAAGUUAUGAAGAAACUCUGAAGUGUUAUGGACUCAUGCCACUACGUGGAAAUUGUAAUUUUGGAGGGUUUCGUACAAUGAUUGUUAUUUAAUAAAGAUUUGUCUGGGAAAGAG
This is a messenger RNA of Salarias fasciatus (jewelled blenny), 2923 nucleotides long. It is a transcript of the gene rassf2b, whose product is annotated as Ras association domain family member 2b. Gene Ontology annotation, biological process: positive regulation of JNK cascade; signal transduction; regulation of non-canonical NF-kappaB signal transduction. The transcript is spliced from 11 exons. Bases 209 to 1192 code for a protein of 327 amino acids. The record is from RefSeq and is a predicted model, not a curated record. Gene Ontology annotation, cellular component: nucleus; cytoplasm. NCBI's taxonomy places the organism in Eukaryota, Metazoa, Chordata, Actinopteri, Blenniiformes, Blenniidae.